UCUACGGCGUCGGACUUAACGUCUCUAACUUCAAGUACGGUUUUCGUAAAGACGUGCGAUCGAUAACCCACCACAAACCUACUCGUGUGUGCGGUGUUUUUACGGUGGUUCCGUCCCCUAUAACGUCAGUCUUUAUGAACUCUGAACGUCAUUUUGGAAAAUUUCUAUUUAAACGAGCAGAAAAAAAUAAUUUUUACCGCAUGAAUGUGAGAGAUGUACUGUGAACAUUUUUCGGUCUCACGAGAAAAUUGAACUUUUCAUCAUGGACAAAACCGGAAGAAUGUGCCUUGAGCAAUAUUCAGUUUUCACGUAACUAUUUAUCUACAUGAAAACCACCAGGCAUCGUAAACAUAACCCGACCUAUAACAAACUAUAUUAAGUGCGAGCUUGCAUCUCGAGUUGUGUUCCUCUAAAACAGUGACUUUAUUUGAACUUGUUACAAGUGAAACGCGGGGUUGAUACAAAAUCACCUGUUUUUUCCAUUCAAAAUCGGACUUAACGGUAAAAACCACUUUUCUCUUCGAAAGUAUUCGAGUGCAUCUCAACAUGUGGUGUUUACCGGCGGUGUUCCAACAGUCUUGCUGAACUUUGGCCCGCAACUUUUUUCAACCGGAAAUUUGAGUCCAGCCGCUUCGGCGUAAUACGUAGGUGCAUGUGCGCGAAAUGCGGCGCGCCAGAAUUUCCGAUUAGAUUCCCGCGGUGUUUUGUGACAGUGCGUUCGCGGAUUGCGUAGUUUUGAUGGAUUUGACGUACUGAAUCGCCAGGAUCAUGGGAAAAAUACAGAUGGCGGUGUCAGGGUGUCCCUUGAACGCAGCUGGCUUGGCCGACCGUAUAGCGUCCCUGCUGCCGAGUAUGCCGGCCGUAAGAGGCCGCAAAGGCUGGUGCGGCUGUCUCCAAGAUGACGAACCACCGGAGAUUACGUAUUGUGUGGUGGACAACAAGGGCACGUUGUCCCUACAGACCCUCACGCCCACCCAACCCAUGCCCGCAGAAGAGGAGCUCAACACUAUGUUCGCUGAGCUCGUCGAGGAACUUGAUCUCACGGCCCCGAACAAAGCUGCAAUGCUGGACCUACCAGCGGAGAAGAAGUGGCAAAUUUAUUGCAGUAGAAAAAAGGAUGAAGAAAACACUACUGAUUUGAAUCAACAGCCAGAGCACUACCUUGACCAGGAGCUUCUAACCCGAACGCGGCUUUUGGACUCCCUGCGGACAGCCCUGCGAACGCAGCCCAACAGCUUCGUGCUCCGCUUCGUCGAGUGCGAUGGACUGGUCACUCUCCUUCAAGUCCUCGCGGACCUCGACUACUUCUCCGCCCAGUCCUCCGUCCACACCUCUCUCAUUGGAUGCGUCAAAGCCCUUAUGAACAAUUCGACCGGGCGGGCACAUGUGCUAGCACAUCCAACGGCAAUCAACACAAUAGCUCAGAGUUUAUCGACAGAGAAUAUUAAGACAAAAGUGGCUGCUUUAGAAAUCCUCGGAGCUGUAUGUCUUGUGCCUGGUGGCCACAAAAAAGUGCUUCAGGCCAUGAGCCACUACCAACGAUAUGCAGCCGAAAGACUCCGGUUCCAGGGUAUCAUAAAUGACUUGGACCGGAGUACCGGCAUUUAUCGGGAAGAAGUGAACCUGAAAACGGCCAUAAUGUCUUUCAUAAACGCCGUGCUCAGCUAUGGGCCCGGUCAGGAUAGCCUGGAGUUCAGGCUUCAUCUCCGCUACGAGUUCCUUAUGCUGGGAAUUCAACCUGUCAUUAACAAAUUACGCAGCCAUGAGAACCAAACUCUUGACAGGCAUUUAGAUUUCUUCGAAAUGGUUCACAAAGAAGAUGAAAAAGAACUGGCCAGAAAAUUUGAAAAGGAGGAAGUUGAUACAAACAGUGCGACUGCAAUGUUUGAACUUUUACGACGGAAACUUAGUCAUUCCGUCGCAUACCCUCAUUUCUUGUCCCUGUUACAUCACUUUACAUUGUUACCUUUGGACUAUGGAUGUCAACCGCAGCAUUGGCUCUUAUUUGACAGGAUCGUUCAACAGCUGACAAUGCAAACAGAAAGUGGAGAAGAUACAGAUGUCUCGCCACUUAGUAUAAACGUGAAGGAAAUAGUACAUUUACUUGCUAAAGAGGAAGAACUCGUUGCUGCAAGAACGAAAGCAGAAGAAUUGGAGAAAGAAAACACCGAGAUUGUCACGAAGUUAGCAAAGAAAGAACAAGAAUUAGACCUAAGGACGCAAGAAAAGGAAGAUAUCGAGUCAAAUUUGAUCCGAGUCAAAGAUAGGUUGGAGAAGGAGACCGUCAACUGUCUGGAAGCAAAACAGAGGGUUUUGGAAUUGGAAGACAAAGUCAGUGAGUUGGAACACAAAGCAGGUUUUGAAACGGCAGAACGAAAGAGGCUUGAGACACUUUUAAGCUCAGGAUGUCUUCCUGAUGAUGCAAAGGUUGUUGGCUUAAACAGAAAUAAAGCUGAUGAAAAUGAGAAGAAAGAACUGAAUGGAAAAGCAGACUCACCAUCAACGCCAGCGACUAUUCCACCUCCUCCUCCCCCUGCUCCCUGUCCUCCUCCCCCUCCUCCUUGUGCACCAAUGCCUCCUCCACCAGCCAUGCCUGUACGAACUGUCACCAAAAAUGUUCCUCAACCAUCAAACCCACUAAAGUCUUUCAACUGGUCAAAACUACCAGAUGCCAAGGUUAAUGGCACCAUCUGGACUGAGCUGGACGACACAAAACUGUACAGUGCAAUGGAGCUAGAGAAUAUUGACAGACUGUUCUGUGCAUACCAAAAGAAUGGAGUUGCAAAUGAUGGUUCUGUGGAAGAUUUGCGGCAGUUGGGCAAGUCAAAGACAAAAAUAUUAUCGGUGAUUGAUGGCCGAAGAGCGCAAAAUUGCACAAUUCUGUUGUCAAAGUUGAAAAUGUCGGAUGAGGAUAUUUCGAAAGUGAUCCUGAGUAUGGACAGCCGUGAUCAGUUGCCAUUGGACAUGGUUGAGCAGCUGCUCAAAUUCACUCCCAGUGCUGAAGAGGCUGCAUUAUUGGAGGAACACAGUGAAGAAAUUGAGAAUUUAGCAAGGGCUGAUCGGUUUCUUUUUGAGAUCUCAAAAAUACCUCAUUAUGAGCAAAGACUGAGAAGCUUACACUACAAAAAGAGGUUUAGUGUUUGGAUAGGCGAGGUUGAACCACGUGUCCGGGCAGUCAUGGAGGCUUCAAGGGAAGUUGCAAGAUCGCGACGUUUGCGACGAUUGUUAGAGGUUGUUCUUGCCCUAGGAAACUACAUGAACAGGGGUGCUAGAGGCAAUGCAGUUGGAUUUAGGCUUACCUCUUUGAAUCGGUUAGCAGAUACCAAAUCAUCAGCAGCCAAAGGCACCACACUUCUUCAUUAUCUUGUUGAAAUUUCGGAUAAAAAGUUCAAAGAUAUUCUACGGCUAGAAGAAGAUAUCCCUCAUGUUAGAGAGGCUUCAAAAGUCAACUUAAGCGAAUUGGAGAAGGACAUGAACCAACUACGAACAAAUUUGGCAGAAGUUGCAAGAGAAAUUGAGUUCCAGCGAGUUCAGCCACUCAUAAACGGUGAUCGAUUUUUACCUGUCAUGAAGGAAUUCCAUGCCACAGCUACAUGUCGCUUGUCAGAAUUAGACGACUUGUUCCAUGACAUGAAAACCAGGUUUGACAGAGCCGUCAGACUUUUCGGAGAGGACAAUUCUACAAUACAGCCUGAUGACUUCUUCGGUAUUUUUGACCAUUUCUUAUCUUCACUGAAUGAGGCUCGUCAUGAUAAUGAGAACAUGAAGCGGCGGAGAGAAGAGGAGGAGAAAAGAAUGAAACAGGAGGUUGAUCUGAAGAAACGAACAAUCGACCGCAAGAGCAAAGACAGUCAAAACACAGUUCUUAGCAAUGGUAAUGUGCUUAAAGAUGGAGUUGUGAAAGGUGAAAAGGGUGAAUUUGAUGACCUGAUUUCUGCUUUGAGGACAGGCGAUGUUUUCUGUGAGGAUAGUCUUGCUAAAAUCAAGCGUAGCAGAAAAUCACGACACUCGCCUCCAGCCUUAAAUAGAGAUGACAGCAGAGAGCGGAUCUUAAGUCACCCACGCAGAGGCCAGUGAAACAUCCAUUGAGUGGCAAUGAGUAAAGUUUUGUCCACCAUUUUUUGAAGUUAAGAUAAUCUAAGUUAUUUAAUCAAUCUUGGUCUAUUUGUAUUGAAAUGAGUGAAAGUCUGAGUUCCCCAGUAGUAAAGACAGUCAAAGGUAAACUUUUGAAAAGAACCUUGUAAUUUUGAAAAAAGUCUUCUAAAACUGUUAUAAUGUAUUUUUAGGAAACCUGUUUUGGGUCAUUUUUUUUAAAGAUAAAUUUACGAGGGGUAAAAUUCAAGUGUUAAAAUCUUAAUAACUUCUACAAGAUCUACUCACUGUUCUUUUUAACCCUUUAAAUAUGUUUGAAAAAUGUUAAAAAACGCUUAAAAAUAGCAGUUUUCUCUGAAAGAUUUUUCAAUGUAAAUUUAUCAGCCAUAAUAUUUUCUCAAAAAAAUAUCAGAAAAGGGUUUCCUGAAAAUUAAUUUUUGACGAUUUUUUCAAUAGUCAUCCAAAAGUACUUUUUAACAGUCAUUAAUCAGGACUGAGCUGCAUUAUUUGCAUUUUAAAUGAUGAACUAACUAUUUCACCAAUCUGAGUCAGUGAUUAACAUGUUAAAAAUACUUACAUUGACAGUAACUUUCAGUGCAUUUCUCCAAGUUCUAAGAAAAGAAGAUACCAUCUUUUAAACUAACCUUUGAGAAAAAUUGAAGUUCAGUUAAGUUUAGAAACUGCUAUCAGUAAGAGCUACAUUGGACUCAAAACUGAUAAUAUUUCCAAAUUAAGAUAUCCUUUCUGGAAUUUCUUGUGUAGUAUAAAUGUCAAUUUUUCGUUGAAAAAAGUUAUGAAAUAAAAAUAGUCUGCAACAAAAUUUUGCAGAAUUCUCAAAAUUAUCCUUAUUAAUAUGAACACAUUACACAGAAUAAUGAAAACCUAUCCAACUGAUGCAAUUUAGAAGCUCUGUAAAAUCGUCUUUAAAAUUUACCCAAGUAAUGUACUCAGCAAAAAGAGUGAGAGAUUGCAUCAACAAAUCAGUUUCAUAAUCCAUGCAUUUUUAUAAUUUUUGUGACAAGUUUGGACCUUUAAUAUUUAUGGGUCAUUUAUGAUACCUGAUUGACUUGUGACUGCUGGUAGGAAAGUAAUUUUUUCUGGAGAUGAUGCAUUUUUCAAGUACAUCAAAAGAACAAACUUGAAGAAUAUGUAUCAGCAAUUGCGAGAUAGUUUGAAUAUGUACCACUCAAAUACUUUACCACUCAUUUUAAUGUCAUUUUAUUUUGUUUUGCAAGCCUUCAGAAACAAUGACGAUACUCAAAUAGGCAAGUUCAGAAUUAUUGUUCUUUUUUUUACAAUUUUUAUUUGAACAUUUCACACAUAAAAGACAAUGUAAAUAUGCAAUUUGGUCCAAAAUUAGGUUUCUUGUGGGAUCAACCGAAAAAUGAAUGAAUUGUAAAAAGUGAUUUUUAUUAGGUACCUAAAUUAUUAUUAAGACUUGAAAAGGUUGCCAUGUUUUCAUGUACAGUUUCCUUAUACUCGUGUCACUUCUAGUGUAGUCUGUAUGUGAUAUAGAAAUGUCAAACUGUUUGAAUAUACCUCCUUAACUUUAAUUUUAUGAUCAAGUGUAGAAAUUGUAAUUUUUGUUCUGUAUCAUCAAUCAGUAUUUGCCAGUAAUUUGUAAAAAUGUUUUUCUUCCCUUUUGCAUUUUCAUUCAUUAUUAUAAUUUUUUGUUCGUUUUUCAGUUACAUCAAGAAGUGCAAAUUGGCAUUUUAUUUUUUGAAAAGAAAUGUCGAACAAUCAAUGUUAACACAUGUCUAGUUAUACAGCUGGGAGAUUUUUUUCUUUUUUUUUUAAAUUCAUUUUUUCAUUCAUUUUUAUUUAUUUAUCCCCUUUUUCAUUUAUUAAGUUCAUAACGUAAUUAAUAAGUCAAGGAACUACACCAUUUAGAUGGAGUGUUAACUUUCCUCAUCACUGGUGUUUCACCAAUUCUGAAUGCGUCUAAUGUCCCAAAUUUUUCUUAUUUUAGUGAUAAAAUACACCACAACUAAAAUAACAACAGUCAAAGAAGAGAAGAGGCGAUCUUGCUCUCCUCAUGCUCCUCCUCCAUAAUUCAAAAUGUUCCUAUAAAGAAAGCGGUUGAUUGUGAGUUUGGAGCAACCAUUACCUUUGGACCUCCUUCUAAAAAAUGCUUCGCCCUAGACUUCCUUGUUGCCUCCCCCGUGAAACAUUUCGCGUUGUUCUAUCGCUUGAUUAGGUUAAUGACUGUACCAUGAUAUGCAUUUUAAAUGAAAAUCACAUGAAAAUUUUUUCGAGACUUUUUGACCUCAUGAAAAUGGUCUAAUCAUGAGGCAUCAACAAUACAAAUUAAGCAUCCCCUUGGAGGAAGGCCCAGAAAUGUAGGUGAUUUUGUUUACAGAGUUAAAUAGGAUUAAAAGCUGCUCAGUAAAAUAACGACUUUUCCUCUAUAGUUGAAGAUUUCUUGUUCCGCUGCUUCCCUCUGUUGUUAGCUCUUUGCUUCUUCCUGAUUCAGAAGCAGUCCGAAUCAAAUCAAUCAAUGCUCUAUUUUAAGUCUUCAGUUUUUUUUGUUUUUUUUUGUUUUCUUCUUUUUUAAGUUUUGGAAGGAGAUGGUAGAUUAAUCUCAGCAUUCAGAAAUCUCAUCACUUGCUGUGGGCUGUGCAGAGUGAAAACCAAUACAAAACUGAAAGUUUGGCAACUCAUAAUGUAGUUAUUCAUGAGAAAAAAUUCGAGUGAAAAAACCCAGAGAGUGAUUUAAAACUAGUUAUCUAUAGGUAUCAGUAAUUAAUUUUUUCUCCCAGCUUUAAUUAUAUAUCUGACUCAUACAGGAUCUGAGGAUCGAAAUUGCGUGUAAAUUAGUCAGUAGUAUUUUGUAUUUUUUGUAAUGUUUGUAAGUCCUUGUUACUUUAUUCAAUUAAACUGCUUUUUUGUUCCAAAAA
Bemisia tabaci is the source of this 6989-nucleotide messenger RNA. NCBI's taxonomy places the organism in Eukaryota, Metazoa, Arthropoda, Insecta, Hemiptera, Aleyrodidae. The record is from RefSeq and is a predicted model, not a curated record.